GGCGUAUUCUCCCUUGGCAGCCUUUAUUGACAUUAAUCCGACUCCAUUUUCCCCGAUCUGUCACUACCAGUCUACCACUACUAGUAGUAGCUCACACACAAUCAAGCAAUCAAAAAACAAAAUGGAUCAAAUAGAGCACAAAUGGGUUGAGGUCAACGGGCUAAAGAUCCACGUAGCCGAGAUCGGUAGCGGGCCGGGUCCGGCGGUGCUGUUUCUGCACGGCUUCCCCGAGAUCUGGUACUCGUGGCGGCACCAGAUGGUCGCGGUGGCCGGAGCUGGUCAGAGAGCCAUUUCCAUCGAUUACAGAGGCUAUGGGCUGUCGGAUCAACCGCCCGAACCGGAGAAGACCACCCUCCUUGAUUUCGUCGACGACCUUGCCGCGCUGCUCCAUCUUCUUUCCAUUCCUAAGGUUUUUGUGAUAGGUAAAGAUUUCGGGUCAAUUGUUCUGUCAUACUUUUGCCUUCUCCAUGAGGAUAGGGUAGCUGGGUGUGUUACACUUGACGCUCCAUUCAUGAUUUCGCGAGCUUCUGGAUUUACCAGUAACCUGCCUGAAGGAUUCUAUAUUUCAAGAUGGCAGGAGGAGGGGAGAGCGGAAGCGGACUUUGGUCGUUUUGAUGCCAAGACGGUGGUGAAGAAUGUCUACAUCCUUUUCUCCCAAAGUGAGAUUCCGAUUGCGAGUGAGAACCAAGAGAUCAUGGACCUUGUCGACCCGUCCACCCCUCUACCACCAUGGUUCACCGAACAAGACCUUGUAACCUACGGAGACCUCUAUCAAAACUCUGGUUUUCGAACCGCAUUGAAGGCUCCAUACAGGUCACUAGGUGACAAACAGCCCGACCUGCCAGCGGACCCACGGAUCAAAGUGCCGGCAUUGUUCAUUGCAGGGGAGAAGGAUUACGUCAUGAAGUUCCCGGGAAUGGAAGAGUACAUAAGAGGUGGGAUGUUGAAGGCUUUUGUGCCCAAUGUGGAGAUUGUCUAUGUUCCUCAAGGAACUCAUUUUCUUCAAGAGCAGUUUCCUCAAGAGAUUAAUCAGCUCAUCCUCAACUUUCUCCAUAAUCACAAUGCCAGCUAAGUACUCACUGGUUUCCAUAUAUACCACUGUAUAAUCAUAUAUAUGACCAGUCAUAUUAGGGGUUUGGCCAUGGGUGCAUGCCUUAAUCCUCUAAAGUGAAAUUAAAUAAUGACUGUUGUCUAUGGUUUAGCUCUGCUUACGCAAUUAUUACAUCUGUAAUGCUUAUGUUUAA
Molecule: messenger RNA, 1244 nt
Organism: Cuscuta campestris
Lineage: Eukaryota; Viridiplantae; Streptophyta; Magnoliopsida; Solanales; Convolvulaceae
Source: the annotation of a GenBank genome assembly